Physella acuta is the source of this 1025-nucleotide messenger RNA. RefSeq lists its product as uncharacterized. The record is from RefSeq and is a predicted model, not a curated record. Lineage: Eukaryota; Metazoa; Mollusca; Gastropoda; Physidae.
GUGUGUUAUUAGUUGGUGAAGUAUAAGCAGUAUAUACACAGGAGGAUUUUGUUACAGAAUAAUACUUUCUGGUAAAAACGUUAGAACGACACUAGACGAAAUUUGAACUUCAUUGCAAGUUGUGGUCAGCAAAAGCAAACGAUGGCUGAAGCUAAAAAAGACCUAAAUAAACUCUUGGAACACUUAGUGGACAUAAAUAAAGAGCUAGAAAGAAAAAUAAGGAAACUAGAUCAACAGGUCAAUUUGAAAACAGAGGAAUGUAUAAAAAAUUAUUCUCAAGGAAAUAUAGACGAAAUAAAAGUAGUGGUUGCUCUGGUGAGGAAAACAAAUUCUGCACUGCUGGAUCAUAAAAAAAUUAUUUCAGAUGUAAAAAAGAAACUUGAUGAGAUAAAGACAAGACAAGCAACACAUGAAGCAGUUGACUGUGGACGAAGUUUAACAAUGAAAUUAAAUUUGACGGACACAACUUGUACGUCAGCUGAAAACGACCAUCAAGGAAACGAAAAUGAAAUAUUAGAAAUAAAUAAAAAGAAAAACACAAGUUUAGAAAAGAGAAUUGAGCAUGUUGAAACAGAAUUAAAUUCAGUCAAAGAUACAAAACAAAAAACCGAGGAUGAUUUCGAAUAUGAAACAGUGGAAAGAAAGCAUUUUAGAAAAUAGAAUUAAAUAUAUUGAGGACAUGAUUUCUACUCUACAAAAAGCGACAGAAAAAAUGAAAGAACAGUCUGUAACAGAAAAGUGUGACAUGGAUAAGCAAAUACUUCAAGUGACGAAAAAAACAAAAAAGAAAUUUAAAAACCUCCAACAGAAGAUGAAUUUACAGAAUGAUAUAAUUCACGAGCUACAAAAUAAAGAAAGCAUUUGCUUACCAGAAAUUAACGACUGGAGAGACAAAUCCAUAUCUGAACAAAGUGAUUUACUGAUCAAAAUGAAACAGCUAUCCGAUGAACAAAAAGAAAAUUAUUUAAAUCUAAAACAGCAGUGCACAGAAGAAGAAAUUAAAAUAGGUGAGAUGAGUCAGCUAA